Messenger RNA from Penicillium brevicompactum, 1578 nucleotides. Its product is annotated as bZIP transcription factor. The record is from RefSeq and is a predicted model, not a curated record. Gene Ontology annotation, molecular function: DNA-binding transcription factor activity. The transcript is spliced from 2 exons. NCBI's taxonomy places the organism in Eukaryota, Fungi, Ascomycota, Eurotiomycetes, Eurotiales, Aspergillaceae. Gene Ontology annotation, biological process: regulation of DNA-templated transcription. Bases 1 to 1578 code for a protein of 525 amino acids.
AUGGCCACCCAGACUCCCAAGGAUGUGGCUUACUCGCCGCCACAAUCGCAACCGACCCCUUCCCUCGAUAGGCUCGACUCGCCAAUUCCUUCGCGCGCGACUUCGAUAGACGCAGAUGGACUCUUGGAUGGAUCAUCAACAGCGGGGCGGAAGCGAAAGCUCAACAGCAUGUCUUCACGGGGCGUCGCAAACCUCACCCCUGAUCAGCUAGCGAAGAAGCGGGCCAACGAUCGUCAGGCGCAACGCGCAAUCCGAGAACGGACCAAAGGCCACAUAGAUGCCCUGGAGCAACAAGUCCGGGAUCUCUCCUCUCAGAAGCCAUUUCUCGAUUUGCAAGCAGCUCUGCGCCAGAAUGAGGCCAUCCGGGCGGAGAAUUUGGAGCUUCGCCAAGGCCUCAAGGCCGCGAUGGACAUUAUCCAGCCAUUGAUGGCAAAGCCAGAACUCCCAGACACACUCCCUACUUUAUGUAUACCGACUACUGCCCCACCAUCUCUCCAUACGCCCCCCUUCCCCGAUACCGAACAAUUUGCCUCCGCGCAACAGACGCACCUCUCCGUCGAGAAGCAAGAUGCCGAGUCCAUGGCCAGCCUCGACACACCCUCUCCUACACACUCUGCACCAACACCCAGGAGCCGACGCAACAGUACCACUGGACCACCUCCAGCAAGCUCCUUCCGCUCCGCAUUGGAUUCACAACGCCACAACAUCACGCACGGGUUAGAUCUGGGCUCAGAGGAGCGUUUAGGGUUCAAUUUCCUCCUUGAUCCGUCUCAAAAUGUGCCCAAAAUCGAGUUGCGCCGCAGCAACUCAGAGACAUUCCGUUCCUCGCAUCAGAAAACCCAGUCGCCGGUGUAUCCGACUACACUGAACAACGCUGAUGGUCGUGGACCACCUGCGUUCGCUGCUCCGAUACAGAACCUCGCCGCGACAUGUCCGCUAGAUACAAUUUUAUUGGAUUUCUUACACAGCCGGCAGCGUGACGCCGCGCAGGGGAUUCCAAGGCAAAAGCUUGCUGGCCCACCAUACCCGAGUGUUUCCUCACUGCUCAAUCCAGACAAGAGCGUGUACUCACAUCCUGUCUCCAAGGUGUUUACGGAUAUUUUGCGCACAUUCCCAGACAUCUCCUCCCUACCGGAACAGGUCGCCGUGCUCUAUGUCAUGUUCCUUCUCAUGCGAUGGCAAAUCUAUCCAACGCAAGAGAACUACGAAAGACUUCCCGAGUGGUUCACACCUCGUCCGACGCAAAUCCUACAGGCCCAUCCGGUCUGGAUGGACUAUGUACCUUGGCCGGCAAUGCGAGAUCGGAUUAUCUCAUCCCAUCAAGACUAUCCUUUUGAGAACUGGUUCAUUCCGUUUACGUGUGACCUCAGUGUGAACUGGCCUUACGAGGCAACAGACUGUCUGUUAUCGGCAGGUGAUUCAGAUGAGUUGGUUAUCAACCCUGUCUUUGAACGCCAUAUGCGGAACUUGUCAAAUUGGUCAUUGGGACCUUGCUUUGCGAAGACGUUCCCGGCUCUGGAAGACACUGCACAAAUCAAGCCCAAAGACCAGGGCUUGAAGCGUUCACAGAUUACCUAG